CUUGACCAUGUAAAACCUAACAACGCCGUGCCGUACCUCUUCUCUUCAAUUUCUUAACAAUAAGUCAAGCCAGACACCGAACAACUCUUUCAAAUACCCAUAAAUUCCCGUAUCUAAUUCCCCAAUUAGGAAAAUAAUAAUAAUAUAAAAUUGUAUAAAAAGGGUGGAAACCCCGCUUUCCUCUCUGUUUAUGUGGUGCCAACGGGUUGCUGAUGAUUCCACCGCCAUCUUAAUUAAGAAUCAUACUUCUUCCUUCCAUCUGCAAUGAUUUUCCCAGUUCCUUGAAAAUCAAUAAUUUCGUUUCAUAGUUUUUCCUGCUUCUCUCGACUCAAAUCAUGUUUGUUGUGAUCUUAUUGGCGAUCGUCGCUGCAUUUUUUGUUCUGCCUUUAGCGUCCAAAUCUUCUCUGCUGUUUCUGGUGAAAAAAUGGUUCCGAGUUUUGGAGGACAAGUGCUAUGAGCACCAGUUCUAUAAGGUGCCGGAGUUCAACCAGAAUAUGCAGGAAAAUCAGCUGUACCGGAAAGUGUCUACUUAUCUCAGUUCCUUGCCCGGCGUUGAAGAUUCCGAUUUCACAAACCUGUUUUCGGGCGGGAAAUCGAACGAGAUCAACGUCGUUCUCGACUCGAGGCAGGUCGUGGUCGACACGUUUUUGGGCGCUAGGGUUUGCUGGACGAACGAGGAGAGCGAGAUGAAAUCGCUGGUAUUGAAAAUCCGCAGAAACGAUAAGCGCCGGAUUCUUCGAUCAUAUCUUCAGCAUAUUCUCUCGGUGUUCGAUGAAAUUGAGCAGCGGAGGAAGGAGGUCAGGCUGUACAUGAACAUCGACAAGGAUACGGAGAAGUGCGGGCGGUGGAGAUCGGUGGCGCUGACGCAUCCCGCGACGAUUGACACGGUGGUGAUGGAUUCGGAUCUCAAAAACAAGGUCAAAUCCGAUUUGGAAACGUUUCUCAAAUCCAAGCAGUACUACCACAGGCUCGGCCGUCUCUGGAAGAGGAGCUACCUGCUCUACGGCCCUUCCGGUACCGGAAAGUCCACCUUCACCGCCGCCAUGGCGAAAUUCCUCUGCUACGACGUUUACGACGUCGAUCUAUCCCGAGUCUCCGACGACACCGACCUCAAAAUGCUUCUAUUGCAGACGAAGAGCAAGUCUCUGAUCGUGAUCGAAGAUCUGGACCGUCAUUUGCUCGGGAAAUCAACGGGCCCGACGUUUUCGGGGAUCCUCAACUUCAUGGACGGAAUCUUCUCCUGCUGCGGCGAAGAACGAGUCAUGGUGUUCACGAUGAACGGCAAGGAUCAAAUUGAUCCAACGGUUCUGCGGCCGGGAAGAGUCGACGUCCACGUUCACUUCCCCCUGUGCGAUUUCAACGCUUUCAAGACCUUAGCGAGUAGCCACUUGGGUUUAAAAGAUCACAAGCUCUUCUCUCAGGUAGAAGACAUAUUGCAAACCGGGGCGAGUCUGAGCCCGGCCGAGAUCGGCGAAAUCAUGAUCUCGAACCGGAGUUCUCCGAACCGGGCAUUGAAGUCGGUCAUCUCCGCCCUGCAUACCAACAGCGAAGAGAGGGCCGCGGCCAGGCACACCCGGAGGUUGAGUCACAGCGGGUCGGGUCGGACCAAGGAGGAAUCGGGCAGUUACGGAAAAGAAGGGAUAAAAGAGGUCCGAAAGUUGUAUGGACUUUUGAGGAUAAGAAGUAGUUCUAGGAAAGAGUCAUACGAAUUAGAUGCAGCCGCAGAGAAAGAAUAGUUGACCGACAACAAAAGGAUAGUUGUUUUAGAUUACUUUCGUAACCCAUUUGGGGCCCUCUCGAGAUUGUCUUUUCAUGUAAAAAAAUACUAGGAUUUUGCUUUGUUACACGUCCGGUUUGUCUAUGCACGCAUAAAAAAUCAGAUGUGUACAUGCCCUACAAGUAGGUGUGUACACUAACAACAAUUUCGUAAAAAGUAAUAAUGAAGACGCUCAUAAGUUUGAUUU
Molecule: messenger RNA, 1964 nt
Organism: Cuscuta europaea
Lineage: Eukaryota; Viridiplantae; Streptophyta; Magnoliopsida; Solanales; Convolvulaceae
Source: the annotation of a GenBank genome assembly